This is a messenger RNA of Iphiclides podalirius (scarce swallowtail), 516 nucleotides long. Lineage: Eukaryota; Metazoa; Arthropoda; Insecta; Lepidoptera; Papilionidae. The record is from the annotation of a GenBank genome assembly.
AUGGAAAGAGGAGAAUCUGCAACAAAGCCACUGCCAAGACAAAAAAGAAUUUUGCAAUUGUUUAAAAGAGGAGGAUGCCUGGGUAUACAGAAUGAUGAAGAUCGCUAUGAGUACUCAAUAGGUACAUCUAAGAAAGCCAAUCAAGAAAAUAGUCUCUUGGAACAAAUGAAGAGCUUUUCAAAUGAGACUCUUUGUAAACUCAAUUACACUUUAGCUAAAAAUUAUAGUACCAUAGAAGCGUCACACGGGAACAAAUCCAAGCCUAAAGAUUUUUUGGGAAAAUGUAAACCAGGUGGUUGCUUGGACCCUCCAUUUAAUGAGGAAAAAUACUCAUACCUUCCAAAGCUUAUCGUGCCAGAAUCAGAAAAAAGUAUAACAAAAAUGAAACAAAAUGAACCUGAAUAUAAUAAAGAAAUAAAAAAUGAAAGCACUACCAAAUUUCCAGGCAUUGAUUUUACAAAUGCUGGAGUUAAAAAAGAAAAAUCUAGACCCAGAAAGAAGAGGACACAAGUAGAG